Cercospora beticola is the source of this 1696-nucleotide messenger RNA. Its product is annotated as pepsin-like aspartic protease. Gene Ontology annotation, biological process: proteolysis. The record is from RefSeq and is a predicted model, not a curated record. Gene Ontology annotation, molecular function: aspartic-type endopeptidase activity. Lineage: Eukaryota; Fungi; Ascomycota; Dothideomycetes; Mycosphaerellales; Mycosphaerellaceae.
CUUUUCAUUGACACUUAACUUCUGCAUCUCGACGCCACUCCAGGUUUCGUCGAGUGUCCGCAUUUCUUUUCGUAUUUCUUCGGAGGCUCCGUUGAGCGUUGUUGUUUGGGAUCGUCCUUGGCCAUGAAAUUCUCCACAGCAACCGCGGCCGGAUUGGCGGCCGGGACAUUGGGAGUGGAAGCGCUGCAGUUUGCGCAACGUUCGGGAACAGGGGCGCGCGUGGUACACCAGCAGAUUCGAAGAAAACAUGUCGAAGACCCAGUGGCCAGAGACCGGAGACGAUGGCUCGCGAAACGACAAUCUGGCACGCUCAAUGUUCCGCUCACGAAUCAAGUCCUGCUUUAUUACAUGAACAUCACAGUCGGGAACAACGAACAGCAAUUCGAAGUUCACCUGGACACCGGCAGCUCGGAUCUAUGGCUCAACACGGGCGAGAGUCGAUAUUGCUCGUCUGUCCAGAAUCCAUGUGUUACAGGAACAUACGAUGCGAAUAGUUCCUCGACCUACUCUUAUGUCAACUCCGAGUUCGAAAUCGGAUACGUGGAUGGAACUGGGUCGCAGGGAGACUACGUCACUGACACAGUGCGUUUUGCUGGCGCGGAACUGGAGGACCAGCAAUUCGGCAUUGGAUAUCUUUCAUCUACGCCAGAUGGUAUCAUGGGAAUUGGCUAUGGAAGGAAUGUCGCCUCAGCGACUGCUCGUGGAGGUGUUUACAGCAAUGUCCCGCAAAGCUUAGUGAAUUCUGGUCGGAUCAGCACGUUGGCGUACAGCAUGUGGCUGAACGAUCUCGAUGCCGCUGAAGGGGAUCUGCUGUUUGGAGGCGUCAACACAGAGAAGUACCAAGGAGAGCUUGAGACUAUCCCAAUCGUCCCGUACGAAGAUGGCUCGUAUCGACAGGUCACCAUUCCUCUCCGAGGAGUCGGCAGGAACGGCGAAGAUGCGUCUAUUCAAAGUCUGGACAACCUGGAAGUGCAUCUCGACUCUGGCGCAAGCUUGACAUACCUACCCGAUACUCUUGUUAGGAGGAUCUACAAUGCCGUUGGCGCGCAAUACAGCAGUGUCGAGGGAGUUCCUUUCAUCGACUGCGACCGCGCGGACGAUCGUGAGACGCUGGACUUCAAAUUCACCGACCAAAAGACAAUCCAAGUUCCCAUGAACGAGAUGGUGAUAAGAUAUCCACGAAACGUUUGUGUCUUCGGUAUCCUUCCGUCUGGUGACUCAUCGUUCGAGGAAUCUUACUACAUCUUGGGAGAUACAUUUCUUCGCUCAGCAUACGUGGUGUACGACCUGGCAAGGAACGAAAUCAGUCUCGCGCAGACAGUUUUCAACUCGACGGACGACAAUAUUGUCGAGCUUACGAACAACACCGAGGUGCCAUCCGAGGCUGGCAACGGGGGAGAGACUAUUGCAGCGACUGCAGUCGGCGCCUCGAAUACCGGCAGCCCAGGACCGUUGCUGAGCUCCACGACACGACCAAGCGCUAACCCAUCUCCCACAGGAGGAGACAAUGAGUCGUCUGCCGUGAGCACAGCAGCUCUGAGCGGCUCGAUGUUGGCAUUGCUUGCUGGCACUGUCGGCGGCAUAUUGCUUGUUUAGAUGACUGUCUCGUAGUCUUACGCGAAAUGAAAACCGCUUGAAAGCAACAUGCUUCGACUUCUCAUGUACGCCCUUGCUCGCAAGGAAUUGAAGUGAUCGC